AUGAAAUCAAUAUCAGAGAGCCUUUCUAUUUUAUUUCUAACUUCCUUGUUAGCCAUUCUAACAUUUGCUGCUAUUGCUACAACUCAACAAGAUAAAGAAGGAUUAUUUGCACCUUCGCCCAUAGAAUCAAAUCAAAAUCGAAUACAGUUGAAUAAAGAAGAUAAUGACGUAUCCUUAUUCCGAAGGAUAGACAAAACAUCAAUAGAUGAAGAAGAAGAAGAAGAUCAAUUACUACAUCAUUUACAAAGUCUUUCAGCCGCUGAUAUAGAUGAUAAUGAAGAAGAUGAUGACGAAAUUGUUAUUGUCGAAAACACAGAUAAAGAAAAUAGAGAAGAAGACGAGCUUAUUGACCAAAUCGAACUCACAGAUGACAUGGUUGAAAAUGAAGAUGAAGAACAAGACGAAGACGUUGAUAUGGAAUCAAUAAAUACAGAUGAAGAAGAGGACGAUUUAUCGCCAGAGUUCCCUGAAUUUCAAAAUGAAGAUACAGCUGAAUUUUUUGAACACCUUCCACAAGCAGAAGACGAAGAUGACCAAGAAGACGGGAGAGACGAUAAAACAGCUGAAGACGAAGAAAAUGAAGAACAGAAUGAUAUACAAACGGAAGAAAUUGAAGAUGAAGAAGAUGAGAACGAGGAGGAACUAAUAGAAAGUACGAAUAAUAAUAAUAAAGAAACUGAUCCAGGAGUCACAGAAAAAUCAAAAGAGCGAAGCAAUAGCCUACGGGAAAAUGAUACAGCAAACUCAGAUGCCAGGACAGUUCAUGGAGAUGCUUCACUUGCACAAAACAGGCAAACGGAUCAAGAUGAUAGCAACAGUAACAGUAUGCACGAAACGAACCAUAUACCGUGGCAACGCCCUGCUAUAGUGGCAGGCAACUCCAAUUUUUACCAAGAUAACAACUUUAAAAAGGACCAGUAUACCAAUCAUAAAAGCACAUCAAGCACUGACAAAUCCUUCACAUUCUGGCAUUUCUUGUUCGUUUUGUGUAUUUUAAUGAUUGUUUACAAGUCCAGCUUAAAAAAGAAGCCACAAAGCAUCCUGGAUCUUUCUGCAAGCACAGCUUCAUGGAGCAAAAAUGAAAAAGACCUUCUACCGUUGCAUAACAGUAAACGAAAUAGCUUCUAUAAGAAUGAAAUCAAGAGUUCGUAG
This is a messenger RNA of Mycotypha africana, 1152 nucleotides long. RefSeq lists its product as uncharacterized. The transcript has 3 exons. Bases 1 to 1152 code for a protein of 383 amino acids. The record is from RefSeq and is a predicted model, not a curated record. NCBI's taxonomy places the organism in Eukaryota, Fungi, Mucoromycota, Mucoromycetes, Mucorales, Mycotyphaceae.